Molecule: messenger RNA, 807 nt
Organism: Fusarium keratoplasticum
Lineage: Eukaryota; Fungi; Ascomycota; Sordariomycetes; Hypocreales; Nectriaceae
Product: Protein AF-9-like protein
Exons: 2
Coding region: 1-807 (268 amino acids)
Biological process (GO): regulation of DNA-templated transcription
Source: RefSeq, a predicted model, not a curated record
AUGGCGCCGCAAAAUCAACUAGGAAAGCGCGUCAAGCUGACACAGGUCCGACGACCCUUCAUCGUGGGAAGCACCGCCAAGCCCUUCUCAGAUACCAACCCGCGACCAGCAGGCAUCCCCGACAUCCACACACACUCCUGGCAGGUCUUUGUGAAGGGCCUCGACGAUACAGACAUUACAUACUGGCUACGCCGCGUGCAAUUCAAGCUCCACGAGUCGAUCCCUAACUAUGUGCGAAUGGUUGAAGGAGAGCCUGGAAAGCCAUUUGUCGUCAACGAGACGGGAUGGGGAGAAUUCGACAUCACUCUCAAGCUCUACUACGUUAACGACUCGGGCGAGAAACCCCAGACGCUGUACCACUACCUCCGCCUACAUCCCUAUGGGCGGAACGAGGAGGAGAAGCAGGCCAUGGUCGCGUCAAACGGCGAAAUCCGAGCAUGGAGCUACGAAGAGCAGCUUUUCAACGAACCCUACGAGACAUUCUACAACAUCCUUACACAAGGCGCCGUGCCCAAGGGGUGGAAGCCGAGCGGCGGCAAAGGCAAAGGUAAGACGCGUCUACCGCCACCGCCUCCCGCCGAUAGCAACGAGGUAUGGGAGCGCUCAGCGAUGAUACCAGCGCAUAACAGGCCAGGACAGCCCUUCAGCCUCGAGACGGAGGCAGCCGAGAUCCGAAAAAUAGCAGACGCCCAGGCGCAGGCGGAAGAAAUGGCUAAGAAGAUCCUGGCCGAGCUCAAGAGCAAGGAGGAAAUGCUGGCCAAGCUCAAGGCGGAGAACCAGGCUGCUGCUGCCGCGAACAAGUCUUAG